Mytilus californianus (California mussel) is the source of this 2058-nucleotide messenger RNA. RefSeq names its product 15-hydroxyprostaglandin dehydrogenase [NAD(+)]-like. Gene Ontology annotation, molecular function: oxidoreductase activity, acting on the CH-OH group of donors, NAD or NADP as acceptor. The coding region runs from base 375 to 1151 and encodes 258 amino acids. NCBI's taxonomy places the organism in Eukaryota, Metazoa, Mollusca, Bivalvia, Mytilida, Mytilidae. The transcript is spliced from 7 exons. Gene Ontology annotation, cellular component: cytoplasm. The record is from RefSeq and is a predicted model, not a curated record.
AAUGAAGCAAAUGGAUAGUAAUUGUUGAUGCUAGUUUAUAACUAAUGAGACUCUCGUUAAUCUAGUUCUCACAGAAUCAAUAUAAGUAAAUAUUCACCGUGGGAAUGUAAAGCAAUCUGCUACAACAGGAUUUAUAAAUAAUUCUAUAAUUACAUUCAAAUUAUGAUUGUUUAGUUGUUCUAGUGAUCUAAUUCGGACAAUCAUCGUUAUUUACGAGUACAACUGUUAAUGCCACAUGUCGACAGGUUGUAAAUCGGGGGUUUUCCAAUCUACCCCAUUUAACAACUGACAGAAAUAUGAUUCCUGGCUGAUACUGAAUGUUUACAUCUAUAUAAAGAAUUGCCGCUUUAUUUACAACAACUCAGGGAAGAAAGAUGCUUACGGAUAAAAUUGUUCUUAUUACUGGAGGUGCUCAGGGACUAGGAUUAGCUUUCUCUGAGAUUCUCUUGGAACAUGAUACGAAGGUUUCAUUCUGUGAUAUCAAUGAUGACGCAGGAAAAGAAACUCUACAAAAUCUACAAAACAAAUAUGGCGAAAGUAAAGUGAUGUUCCAGAAAUGUAAUGUCACCAGUCAGGAUGAAAUGGCAGCCUUCUUCAAAAGUACAAAAGAUAGAUUUGGUCGUUUGGACGUUGUGAUAAAUAAUGCUGGUAUUGGUGGGGAAACAACCUCAUGGGAAAGAACAGUUGACGUCAAUUUGAAAGGAAUGAUCAGCGGGACAUUUCUUGGUCUGGACUAUCUUAGAACAGACAGAGGCGGGAAUGGUGGCGUGAUCGUUAAUGUAUCGUCUGCAGCAGGUUUGAGAGCAAAUCCUUUAAGUCCGGUUUACUGUGCCAGCAAAUCAGGGGUAGUAGCAUUUAGUCAGAGUUUAGCUUGUAAUGAAGAUGUGGUCAAUGGUGGUGUACGUAUAAAUACCAUCUGUCCAGCAUUUGCUGACACACCGUUGGUCAGAGACCUGUUCAAAGAUGACAGUGUCAAUGGUAACAAAGUCAAGGAAUUUGUCGAUAAAAUUGGCAUUAUGACGACACAAGAAGUAGCAGAAGGACUUCUAGAAUUAGUGACAGAUGAAAGAAAAAAUGGCGCUAUAUUAACAAUGUCAAAACGUAAUGGAAAGGAAUAUGUUUCUUUGGAAUACAAGACAGUUGUAACAUAGCAUAUUGUUAUUAAUAAUACUUAUAUAUUAUAUAUACAUUUAAUAUAUAAAUACACAUUUAUGUAAUGCAUAAAUGCACACAACUUCAGACGUGGUGCCCUUUACAAAGUUUUAUGUAUAAGGGAACACAUCUGGCUUUGUGUAAAUAGAAGUUAACAAGUCGCGUAUUGUAAAUUAGAAAAAAAUAUUAACACUUUUUGUAUAUAUAUAUAUAGAUAUAUAUAACUAAAUCUUUGAUGGACUCCUCUUCAACAAAAAAAAAAUGCUGCAAUACGUACCACUAAGAGACAUUUUAAAAGAAUGUUUUCAAAUUCUAAAGUUUUUUUUACUACUCAUUGGAUUACGAUCAACACCAAACUUGACAGGCUGAUAGGGAAUAAUUAAAUUCCUCUUGAGUCCUAUAAAUCUCCAAAAAUAAAUUAUAGAAAAGUUCGAAUUUGGUUUGAAAUUUUACCUCAUCUUUUUCUUAUAAUUGUACAAUAUCUGAUAAUUUGUGCCCGACUUAUUUACCAAAUAUUUAAAAUUUAUCGUUAGGUCUCUAUAGUAAAUAAGUAUUUCGAUCAUCACUAAAAUUCGAUGAAAUACAAAGGACAGCCGCUUCACCACCUCCUGAUUAGUGACUGGAAGGGUCAGUUCAUUCACCAAUAUUUUUUGUUAUGUAUCUAGUCUCGUUACACCGGAGUUAUCGUUCUUACUGCGAAUAAUUACUACAUAUGUAUAUGCAUGAAGCGCCUGGUUGGUCGAGACUAUUAUUUAUAAUGAUAAAAAGUUCAUUAACUUUAUACUCUAAGGACAACUUCAUUUACUAGUGAGAUAAUUCGGGAAUGAUUUCUUACAGGUUCGGUUUACUAUGUGUACAUGUAUACUAGAAGUUAAGAUACACUGCAAAAUAAACAAUGUAAUUAGA